This is a messenger RNA of Lottia gigantea (owl limpet), 1275 nucleotides long. RefSeq lists its product as hypothetical. Gene Ontology annotation, molecular function: protein serine/threonine phosphatase activity. The transcript has 7 exons. The annotation marks the transcript as partial. Gene Ontology annotation, biological process: protein dephosphorylation. The record is from RefSeq and is a predicted model, not a curated record. NCBI's taxonomy places the organism in Eukaryota, Metazoa, Mollusca, Gastropoda, Lottiidae.
CGGUUUCAGUAAUGUCGAAAUAUUGUUUUUCUAAGAAUAUCUUGAAAUGAACAUUUUGUAAAAUAUACACAAAAUCAUAAGAUGGCAUCCAGACCAACCCAUUCAUCAGCUGAUACUGUAGGUUCUCCACCAAGAUUUGGACUUCAGGGUCAUGCCUUGAGUUGGACAGAUGAUUUACCAGUGUGUCAUUAUUCUGGUGUUGGAUUUUCUACCAAUCAGAUUUAUAGAGAAGAUGGUGAUAGGCGAGAAGAACAUGAAUUUGAAGAUAAAAGUUUUCAUUUCAGGUCUGAUGAUGGGUGCUAUUUAUAUGGUGUUUUUGAUGGUCAUAAUGGAAACAGGGCAUCUAAUUUUGCUGCCCAAAGAAUGCCAGCUGAAUUAUUGUUGGGUCAGUUACAAGGUAAAACUACAGACAAUGAAGUAAGAGAAGUUCUCAGACAGGCAUUUAUAGCAGUAGAAAAGGGUUAUUUUGAAUCAAUGGAUGAGCUACUCUUACAAAAAACAACUCUUCAAAUGGAACUUCCUGAGGGCAUAAGUUCAUUUGAUGCCUAUAAUAAAUAUCCUGACAUAAUGAGUAAGAUACAAGCAUUAGAAACCCAGAUAGCUGGUGGCACUACAGCCUGUGUUGUAUUGAUUUAUAAUAAUAAAUUAUAUGUAGCAAAUGUUGGUGAUACAAGAGCAUUGUUAUGUAAAACUGAUGUUGAUGGAGUGUUACGAUUGGUCCAGUUAUCACAUGAUCACACUAUUGCUGAUGAACAAGAACAAAUACGAUUGGUUAAUUUAGGUUUAGAUGUAGAAAAAUUAAAACAGUUACGUAAGAUAGGAACAUCUGAUAAUACAAGGUGUAUUGGUGAUUAUCAUGUUAAAGGUGGUUAUAAAGAUAUUGAUAUCUUGAGGACUGCUAUAAGAGAACCUGUCAUAGCUGACCCCCAUGUUGAAGGUGGAAUAGAACUAGAUGAAGGCUGUAGAUUUCUUAUAGUUAUGUCGGAUGGAUUAUAUCAGUCUUUGGAAGAUGCUUCAAACUGUGAACGGGUGAAUGCAGAAAUUGCAUCAAUGGUGGCUGCAGAAUUCUCAAUGCAGUCUACCUUAAAUGGUGUUGCUCAGGCUGUAGUUGACAGAGUUGUUAGGCGCCAUCAUGAUGCCUACAUGACAGGACAUGACAUGUUAAAAAUUGUGUGUCAAAAACGUGAUGAUAUAACACUAUUGAUCAGAAACUUUAAUUAUCCUUUAGCUUUACCUGCGACUAGUCCAACGAUGCCUCGUGUGCCUUACUCUACU